CAGCGCUCAGUUAUUCUUAUCAGGGACAGCAGAGUCACGUGACAUGGCAUUUGCUGGCCGCCCACGUGAUCUAGUGCUCGGAGUCGGAGCCCGUCAGCGGCGUGUGCCUAUGGUGACGGCCCGUGGUCAGAGGCAGAGGUUAACGGCCGAUAGCCGUGUUACUCCGCACACCUGCUCUCACCCCAGUUGCGGAGUCUGCCGGGUGGCGAGUUGGUUCUACGCUGCCGAUCUGGAAUACCCUACCGUCGUUGAGUCCCCGCCGCCGCUGCAUCCGCUUUACAGAGUAACCGCAGCGGAUGCAAGACAAGGUCGAGACAUGGUGGAUUUUGGGAAGUGGCCUUUAUUCACUUUGCUUUCAGCCCAAGAGGUGUCAUCCAUCCGGCAAACGUCUGUUUUUGGAACUUGUGCCAAUGAAGUAAUCUAUACUACUGACAACAAUGAGGUGUUUGCAUUUGGCCAGAAUUGCAGUAAUUGUCUGGGAACUGGAGAUAAUCAAAGCACUAUGAUCCCAAGGAGACUUGAUGUUCUUUGUGGCAAGAAAAUCACUGGCAUUAGCUAUGGCAGUGGCCCACAUGUUCUAGUUUGUACUGAAGAUGGUGAGCUUUAUGCAUGGGGACACAAUGGUUACAACCAGCUUGGAAAUGGCAAUACAGUCCAGGGCACUGUUCCUAUCCAGAUCAGUGUUGAGUUGCCUACAAAGAAGGUGACACAAGUGACUUGUGGUUCCCAUCACUCUAUGGUCCUAACGGCAGAAGGAGAGGUAUUUGCGUGGGGCUAUAAUAACUGUGGGCAAAUUGGCUCUGGGACCACUGCAAAUCAGCCUGUUCCCCGGAAAGUGUCUGCCCAGCUACAGAGCAGGAUAGUGAUAGCUGUUGCAGCUGGACCGACUUGCUCCAUGGCAAUAACGGACAAUGGACAGGCUUAUGGAUGGGGAUAUAAUGGCACUGGUCAGCUUGGAGUGGGAAGUACUGGAAAUCAGCUGAUCCCCUGUAAAGUUGUGUUUCUUCAGCAAGUGUGCGUGGUUCAGCUGGUGUGUGGCUAUAGUCAUACUAUGGGCUUAUCUGAUCAAGGUUACCUCUACUCCUGGGGAGCCAACACUAAUGGGCAAUUGGGAAUUGGAAGCAAAAGCAACCAGCUUUCUCCUGUCAGAGUUGAUAUCAGUGAAAGGAUUGUGGAAGUUGCAGCCUGUCAUUCCUCUCAUACCUCUGCUGCCAAAUCCCAAAGCGGACAGGUUUACAUGUGGGGCCCAUGUCGGGGCCAAAUUAUUCUCGCCCCACACCUUACCAACUUUACUUGCACAGAUGACGUGUUUGCCUGUUUUUCAAACCCACCUGUGAUGUGGCGCAUGCUCUCUGUAGAACCUGAAGACUUUUUAACUGUUGCUGAGUCUCUGAAGAAGGAAUUUGAUAGUGAAGAAACCGCAGACCUGAAAUUCAGAGUUGAUGGCAAAUACAUACAUGUUCACAAGGCGGUCUUGAAAAUACGAUGUGAACACUUCCGUACAAUGUUCCAGUCUCAUUGGAAUGAAAACACAAAGGAGGUCAUAGAAAUUGAUCAGUUUUCAUACCCAGUGUACUAUUCCUUCCUACAAUACCUGUACACGGAUACCGUGGACCUGCCACCCGAAGAUGCUAUAGGGCUCUUAGAUCUUGCUACAUCUUACUGUGAAAACAGACUAAAGAAGCUCUGUCAGCAUAUUAUCAAGAAGGGCAUAACUGUGGACAAUGCCUUCCUAUUACACUCUGCUGCAGUCCGAUAUGAGGCACAGGACUUAGAAGACUUUUGCUUUAAAUUUUGUGUCGGCCAUCUAACAGGCGUGACGCAGACCAUGGGAUUCUGGCAAAUGGAUGGCGCAUUGCUUAAGGAUUUUAUUGUGAAGGCUGGAAAAUGUGGAGGAUUUAAGAACUGACGUCUGGCUUUGUACUGGACAUUAUCAUUUUUAACCUAUUGUGUAUUGGGCAUUAACGUUCCUCAAAAUAUAGAAGGACCACAGUUAUGCUCCCUGAAGGAACAGGCUAAUACUUGCAGUUUAGCUCUUAGAUACCACUAUUUCUAUAAAUGUAUGACUUGUAUAUGCCACUCUUUUUAAAAAAGUGAAUGAUGUUUGAGUGUUAGCCACACGUGUUAUGUGGUUCUGUGCACGGCUGUCGGAGUCUGAGAUUAUGCACUUUCAGAUGGCACUACUAACACUCAAUCUAUAGUGAGAAUGUUUUACUGCAUUGUACUUUCAGUGAUGGCUCAUUCUAUAUUUAAAAAAAAAAAAAAAGGCAUGGACUUCAGGCAAUUGUUUAAUUAUGUUUCCCUUUGAUACUAUGGAUCAACUCCAGGUUUGUGCCAGGUUUCCCUUGUCCAGGGAAAAGUAACAAAUCUGUCUGCACAAUGUAAUUAUCUGGGGAUGGCCUUCCUUUUGUAAAUGAAGCUGCAAAUAACCUGCCCUUUGGCCAGAUCAUGUCUUACUAAUGUAGAUAAAUAGUACAGCACACUGUGAGAGAUGUAAGUUUUGGCUCCACACACUGUGGAUAUUUGCAGGAGAAAAACCUUGCUUGUUUUUUGGCUCUCAACUCUAUGGGGUAAAUAAGCAAAAACCAGCAGGGCUUCCUCCCCAGAUACCCCACAUACUGAUGUGCAAGGGUUCAGCAGAAUAAUUACUAAUUGAAUCUUUCCCUGUUUCUACUCUAAGGCAUCUAGCACAGGCAUAUGGGGAUUUUCCCCUAUAUGUAAUUGUCACCUGGACAGGUGGUGUUUGUUUGUUUUUUUUAUCCUGCGCCAGUCUGACCUGUUCAGUGGCACUGUGCUUUGUGCAAUAGGUGAACAUCUCCGUACAAUUUCUGAUCAUUUUAAUCGCCCAUUUUUGUCCAAAUAUCUGUUUUUAAAAAACAUUUCAAUUGAGAACUAAUCUUCAGAAUCCAAAAACUGCACUUUAUACUCCCUCCCCGAGAUGAGAUUUGAAGUGCACCUAUCUACGAAACGGGCAGCCAUACUGUGUUCCAUGCAAGUAGUUGUAAGUACUGCCUAUUAAAUGGGGACCAAGUAAUGUCACUGGUCCUAGUGAAGUGAUGGGAACCAGUGCCCAGGAAAAUGGCGGCCUUCACUGUGUGAAGGGGAUGUACACUCUUACUCCAUAUGUGGAACUUGUCUAUCUGGUUUGUCAAAUGUUCAUGUUAUAUAUAAUAUUUUGAAAAUAAAAUAAACUUAUUUUAUUUGGUA
Molecule: messenger RNA, 3207 nt
Organism: Pseudophryne corroboree (corroboree frog)
Lineage: Eukaryota; Metazoa; Chordata; Amphibia; Anura; Myobatrachidae
Gene: RCBTB1
Product: RCC1 and BTB domain containing protein 1
Exons: 12
Coding region: 44-1909 (621 amino acids)
Molecular function (GO): protein binding
Source: RefSeq, a predicted model, not a curated record